GUUUUGAAAGCACUUGGUGUUGCCCCUGUCCUCUUUCAUUCGCUCCCACGCGAACAACGUACUAUUAAUCACAGUGGGCUGAAAGCUCAGCCGGAGAAACCUAUGGCCAUGGAGUCAAUGUUCAAGCCCGAUAUACUGAAAGGCAAGGUUGCUCUUCUCACGGGAGGCGGCUCCGGAAUCGGCUUUGAAAUCUCCACCCAAUUCGGCAAACAUGGUGCUUCCGUUGCCAUCAUGGGUCGACGCAAGCAAGUCCUCGAUUCUGCUGUUUCUUCUCUCCGCUCACUUGGGAUUCCGGCUGUUGGUUUUGAAGGGGAUGUUCGUAAGCAAGAAGAUGCAAAAAGAGUUGUGGAAUCAACUUAUAACCAUUUUGGAAGGAUUGACAUUCUUGUGAAUGCUGCAGCUGGAAACUUUUUAGCAUCAGCAGAGGAUCUGUCUCCUAAAGGAUUUAAAACAGUUAUGGAUAUUGACUCUGUUGGCACAUUUACAAUGUGCCAUGAAGCAUUAAAAUAUCUCAAGAAAGGAGCACAAGGAAGAAGCUCUUCUGGUGGGGGAACAAUAUUAAACAUUAGUGCUACCUUGCAUUAUACAGCUUCUUGGUAUCAAGUCCAUGUGUCAGCAGCUAAGGCAGCUGUUGAUGCUAUUACGAGAAACUUGGCUCUAGAAUGGGGAACAGACUAUGAUAUUAGAGUCAAUGGGAUUGCACCUGGUCCUAUUGGUGAUACUUCUGGCAUGGAUAAGCUGGAUCCUCGGGAAAUAAAUAGCGAAGCCAGACGUCUGCCUUUGUUCAAAAUCGGGGAUAAAUGGGAUAUUGCCAUGGCUGCUCUCUACCUUGUGUCAGAUGCAGGAAAAUUUGUCAACGGGACCACUCUGAUAGUUGAUGGAGGACUCUGGCUGAGCAAGCCUCGUCAUCUUCCAAAGGAGGCAGUGAAGCAGGUUUCCCGAUCAGUAGAAAAGAGGUCCAGAGUUAAUCCAGUUGGUGUUCCAACAAGCAAGUUGUGAUUUUGAAACUUCAUUUCCUGGUUGUCCCUCUACGUACCAGCAAACUUAUUUCUCUUACAGAGUAUUACUUUGGAGGUUUCCCAUCUCCUUGUACGAUUAUUAAUUCUCAUGUUUGCAUUCUGGAACUUUUAUAUUGCGGUAAUCCUUUUAAAAGGCAUACCAGGGUGAUGUAAUUUAUGCAGCCAACGCUACCUUAUAAGAUAGAGCUUCUUGUUGUUGUUCUCUUCUAAAA
Molecule: messenger RNA, 1231 nt
Organism: Prosopis cineraria
Lineage: Eukaryota; Viridiplantae; Streptophyta; Magnoliopsida; Fabales; Fabaceae
Product: peroxisomal 2,4-dienoyl-CoA reductase [(3E)-enoyl-CoA-producing]-like
Exons: 5
Coding region: 103-999 (298 amino acids)
Biological process (GO): fatty acid catabolic process
Molecular function (GO): 2,4-dienoyl-CoA reductase (NADPH) activity
Source: RefSeq, a predicted model, not a curated record